Molecule: messenger RNA, 739 nt
Organism: Thunnus maccoyii (southern bluefin tuna)
Lineage: Eukaryota; Metazoa; Chordata; Actinopteri; Scombriformes; Scombridae
Product: RNA-binding protein 28-like
Exons: 6
Coding region: 87-716 (209 amino acids)
Molecular function (GO): RNA binding
Source: RefSeq, a predicted model, not a curated record
UUUAUCUUAUUCUUUUCUUACUCCAUUAUUAUCACCCAGUGAUCCGUGCUGGAACCAAAGCUGCAGAGGGUGUGUCUGAGGCAGACAUGAUCAAGAGAACCAGAUUUGAAGAAGUAAAGAAGGCAAAGCUUCGGGACAUCAAAGUUUUUGUGUCGAAGACUCGUCUCUGUGUUCAUAAUCUGCCCAAGUCAGUGGAUAAUAAAAAACUCAAAGCACUUUGCCUUCAAGCAGUAAAAGGAAGUCAGAGAGUCCGCAUCACAGAGUGUAGGGUCAUGUAUGACAAGAAGCCAGAGAGGGGUCAGGUGAUGGGACAAUCACUUGGUUAUGGCUUUGUCCAGUUCCAGGACCACGAACAUGCUCUCAGUACGCUUCGUUACCUCAACAACAACCCCGACAUCUUUGGCUCACACAAGAGACCUAUUGUCGAGUUCUCCCUGGAGGAUUCAAGGAAACUCAAAAUAAAAGAAAUCCGACAACAAAAAAACAAGGAGUUUUUCAGAAAACAGCCUUUAAAAGGUGGAGUGAAACCUCAUUCCCAAAAAACACAGUCUUCAUCAGAGCUGACAGGAGAGCGAGCUCCUCAUCAAAACCAGAGACAAAACAGACACGUCGGCUUCCAGACCAACCCUGAGGUGGAGCAUGUAGAUUUGGGAGACGGAAAGAAACGGAAGAAGGUUCUACCUUUCGCCUCACACCGAGGACCUAAAAUCAGGUAAAGUUAUUAUUCAUUUUUACUAGU